AUGCAGGCAAUCAGGCCAAAACCGUCCGAGUGGCUGCCAGCUCCCACCAACCCUCUCCCGCCCACCAACCCUUUCCCGCCGCCCUCGCCGCCCAACGACUCUCUCUUGCCGCCCUCGCCAUCCACCGACUCCCCCGCCGCCCACCAACCCUUUCCCGCCGCCCUCGCCGCCCACCGACUCUCCCGCCGCCCUCGCCGCCCUCGCCGCCCGCCCGGACGUUCUGCGCACAACGCACCUCUUCGCCAGAGUUUUUUUUCGGCCGCGGGGGAAAUGCGCGACACAAAAAUAAAUGGAAUUUGUACGUGGACCUCUGUGCCAGAGGGGACGAAAUGGAGGCAGGGGCCCGGCUCCGCGCGCUCUGUGAUCGGGCUAUUGACAGCGGAAUAUGAUACACGAGAAUAA
Penaeus indicus is the source of this 402-nucleotide messenger RNA. RefSeq lists its product as uncharacterized. The record is from RefSeq and is a predicted model, not a curated record. The transcript is spliced from 2 exons. Bases 1 to 402 code for a protein of 133 amino acids. Lineage: Eukaryota; Metazoa; Arthropoda; Malacostraca; Decapoda; Penaeidae.